Brachypodium distachyon (stiff brome) is the source of this 1804-nucleotide messenger RNA. RefSeq names its product DNA repair protein recA homolog 3, mitochondrial. The transcript is spliced from 8 exons. Lineage: Eukaryota; Viridiplantae; Streptophyta; Magnoliopsida; Poales; Poaceae. Gene Ontology annotation, molecular function: ATP binding; ATP-dependent DNA damage sensor activity; ATP hydrolysis activity. The record is from RefSeq and is a predicted model, not a curated record. Gene Ontology annotation, biological process: DNA repair. The coding region runs from base 196 to 1485 and encodes 429 amino acids.
CCAUGGUGCUGGCUAGUGGGCCACACGCUCGCUCCCCUCUUCCCGGCGCCCGAGAACGGGGAGAGAGACCGGAGGCGCAAAACGGGGUGGAAGCGGCCGAAAAUAUAAGCGCAAAACCCUAAACCCUAGUCCCCUUCCAUCUUCUCCACGCGGCUCCAGGGGGUCGGAGACGAAGCCGCAAUCGCCGCCGACGCCAUGGCGACCCUCCUGAGGCGCGCGUCGGUACGGCGCGCCAUCGCCGCCGUCGCCUCUUCCCCCUGCCCUGAGAGCUAUAGGCAGGUGAUCUGUGGCUCAACUUUUCAUUGCCGAGAUUUCGCAUCUAAAGCCAAAAAGAAGACAAAGUCAAGUGGCACUGACUCUGGUGAGGAGAAUAUGUCAAAAAAGGACUUGGCCUUACAUCAGGCCAUCGAUCAAAUAACAUCUUCGUUUGGGAAGGGAGCAAUAAUGUGGCUUGGCCGCUCUGAAGGUCAUAGAGAAGUACCUGUUGUCUCUACUGGGUCUUUCUCUUUGGACCUGGCACUGGGAAUUGGUGGCCUUCCAAAGGGACGUGUUGUAGAGGUGUAUGGCCCAGAGGCUUCAGGCAAGACAACUCUUGCUCUCCAUGUUAUUGCAGAAGCACAAAAGCAUGGCGGUGGCGGUUAUUGUGCAUUUAUAGAUGCAGAGCAUGCUUUGGAUCCAUCUUUGGCAGAAUCCAUCGGUGUUGACACCAGUAAUUUACUUCUCUCUCAGCCAGACUCUGCUGAGCAAGCACUCAGUCUUGUAGACACACUGAUUCGAAGUGGCUCUGUUGAUGUUGUUGUUGUUGACAGUGUAGCAGCUCUCGUCCCUAAGACUGAGCUUGAUGGAGAGAUGGGUGAUGCACAUGUGGCUCUCCAGGCUAGACUGAUGAGCCAAGCUCUUCGCAAACUGAGCCAUUCUCUUUCACUUUCCCAGACAAUUUUGCUAUUUAUUAAUCAGAUCAGGGCUAAGGUAAGCACAUUUGGAGGAUUUGGAGGACCAACGGAGGUCACUUCUGGUGGAAAUGCCCUUAAAUUUUAUGCCUCUGUUCGCUUGAACAUCAGGCGUGUUGGUUUGGUAAAGAAAGGCGAAGAGACUAUUGGCAGUCAGGUUAAUGUCAAAAUUGUGAAAAACAAGCAUGCCCCACCGUUCAGGACUGCGCAAUUUGAACUAGAAUUUGGAAAAGGGAUAUCCCGCAGCUCAGAGCUUGUUGAACUUGGGUUGAAGCACAAGCUUGUUAAAAAGACUGGGGGUGCAUAUUAUUCUUUCAACGAAAAGGCAUUUCAUGGUAAAGAUGCCCUUAAAUCUUUCCUAACUGGAAAUGAGAGUAUUGCAAAAGAACUGGAGAUGGAGUUAAGGAGAUUGAUUGAAACUGAAGCACCUAUUAAGCAGGAGGCUGAAGACGAUUUACUGAGUGACUUGCCUGAAGAGACUGUCAGAUCUGAUACAUCGUCAGAAGAGGAUCUGGCAGCUGUAAUCGAAGCUUAACCAGUAAUGAUAAUUCAGCUAGGAGCGACACUUGCAGGGCAAUUAGUUUUGGAUCUCCAGCCUUCGGUUAUCACUGGGAAAUGUGACAGGAUGCUCAGGAGGCCAAGUUAUGAUGGUUGUUUAGACUUGACAUUUUGGGAGUCAGGGAUUCAGUAGCAUGUAAUGAUGUAUAUGUGUUGCAUAUCUUAACGAUUCCUCGUGUAAGUUAAGUCCAACCGAGCCUGAGCCACCCUCAAGAGCAGCCCAUUAGCAGCUUUUUGCUGGAAAGAACUUAAGCCCAGCGAAUUCGUUCUAAAUUUAAAUCUCCUUCUAUACCUCA